AUGGCGGCAAGCGGUUUUCCAAGUAGCGCAUUACUUCCUCAGCGGCCAAUCUCACUAGACCAGUACGACUUGUACAAUACGCUCGAUGCACCAAUCCAUGGGUUGAUCCGGAAGGUCGUCGUCCGCGGGGAAAAUCUGACAGCCUUAUUACCGGCCCGACAUCGACACGCCGCCAUCAUGUCCUACACCAUCUACGACGCAUCCAUCGUUGCUGCCAAGCACCUUCUCACCGCCCUCCAAGGUAUCAUCACCAAGGCCGAGGCACACCCAGAGGCCGCCUCAUUCCCCGAUCGCCGCCUCGCCCCGGACAUGCUGCCGCUCUCCUUCCAGAUCUGGUCCGUCUGCGCCGUCGCCGAGGCGCAGGCCCUGACGCUGCAGCAAAAAGAGGCGGCAAGAAAGGAGUACGAGGAGGAUCCCCUGCCUACCUAUGCCACGAUGCGUGCGCGGAUUGAGCAGGUGCUGGCCUUUCUGGACACAGUCGAUCGCGACGCAGCCGUCGAGGCCGCGACAAAGACUACGAUCAUUGACUUCAAACGAGCGGUGGGAAAGAAGGAACUCACUGGCGCGGCUUUUUGCGCGGGUGCGGGGAUCCCGAACAUGUACUUUCACGCGAUAAUUGCGUUUGCAAUUCUCCGGAAUGCGGGUGUAGAACUGGGCAAGCUUGACUACCUUGGACCAUUUUUCAUGGCCAAUAUUGGCAUGUAG
Messenger RNA from Cordyceps militaris CM01, 705 nucleotides. RefSeq lists its product as uncharacterized. The transcript has 3 exons. The record is from RefSeq and is a predicted model, not a curated record. Bases 1 to 705 code for a protein of 234 amino acids. Lineage: Eukaryota; Fungi; Ascomycota; Sordariomycetes; Hypocreales; Cordycipitaceae.